AUAGUGUGCUCCUUGAAAGUAAAUAAACAUUUAAAAGUUGUAAGGUUUACCAAACUCAUAGGCUGUAAAUAGAUAAAAUUGUUUAAAGUUAAUGUAUAGUGACUGGAAACAGAUGUAAAUAUAAGGCAACAAAAUUUUACUGGAUGAACUCCAGGUUCUCCUGAUAGAGGAGGGAUUUACAGAAGGUAACAGAACAUGAUGGCAGAAAACUAUACAAAAGAGCUUAACCAGAAGAAUGUUAGAGAAAAGUUAAAUUCUGAGAAGAUUAAGCUAUGGCUACCACCUUAUACAACAGAAAGUGAUGAAAAAGGAGAAAUACCAAGAGAUUUGAUUGAUAGAUUUAGUAAAGAUUUAAAAUUACCAGAAGAUGAAAUCACAGACAUUCUUGAGUUGUUGAGAGUUCAUGCUAUUCAGAAACUACAAGAAAGAAACAAAUUUCAGGAAUCUGGACUAGCAACAAUCAAAGUCAAAAUAUCUGGACCAAAGUCAAAGGAUGACACAAAACAUAGUCUUACAUCUGUAGAGAUUUCAUUAGACAGUAAAGGACAAGAAUUUAGAAAGAUAAUCUCAGAAAGAAUAGGCAUCCCUCAAGAUCAGCUGAAAAUCAUUUGUCAGGGAAAAGUUGUUGGGAAUGAGUCAACCUUGAAGGAACAAAAUGUCAAAAACAGUUCACAAGUUUUAGUCUUGUGUUUAUCCGUAUCAGAAUCAGAGGCGGCCAAACAACAAGGAGAAAUAACAAAGUUCAUGUCAACAAAGAAAGCUGCAGAACUCUUGUCAACAAAGGCUGGAAAAGAUGAUGAUGAUUUUGAAAUACAGAUAGCUGACCAAUCAGGGAGACCCCUGCAGUUGCCAUCAGAAGAAAAGAAGGCUCUGACAUUAGCCAUGACUUUACAUGAGAAAGGAAGGGUUGCUCUAAAGAAGAAAGAAAUAGCACAAGCAUUGUUACUGUUAUUAGAAGCAGAUAAAGAGUUUAGUAAGUGCCGAGCUGAUAUUUUGAAUGCUGUAGACAAUUAUGCUGUAUUAUGUUUGGACAUUGUGUGGUGUUAUUUAUGUCUGAAGAAUGUCGAAGAUUUACCAGAUGCAGAAAAAAGACUGAAUAUGAGUGAAGAUUGUUUUAUCAGAAGUUAUGGAUCAAACUUUGAAAGGUUGAAUGCAGUUAAAGGUGGAAGUGGAACUGAGCUAGCAUUGUUUAUGAGACUACAUUUACUACAAGGAAUUGUAGCCUUUCAUCAGCACAGGCUACAGGAUGCCAGAAGACUGUUAUCAAAGGCUGAAUUUGAAUUGCAGCAUUUAGUUGUUGACCCUGAGAAAUUGACUGAAGUGAUGACAAUGGGAUUCAAUGAAAGAGAGGCUCGUCUUGGACUGCGUGCAUCUGCUGGACAUAUAGAACAAGCCGUGGCACAUAUAAUGCAAAGAAAAGAGGAGAAAAAGGGAAUAUCAAAGAAAAUUAAAGAAGAAAGGAGAAAAAAAAGAAUCCAGAAAAGUUUGGGAUUAACAGCAAAUAAAGACAAAGUGAAUAUUGACAGUUAUGAUAUGUUAACCAAUAUGGGAUUUGGAGGUGGAGCAGCAGCCGAGGCCUUACGACAGGCAAACAAUGACGUUGGCCAAGCUUUAGAGGUUCUAGAAAAGCAUCCAGAGUUUCUCUCCCUACCUGAUCCAGAGCACAAGGAUAUUACAAUUACAGAUGAAAUGUUAGCUCAGGUGUACAGUUUAGGAUUUGAUCCAGAAAUGGCAAGAGAAGCAUUAAAGUUACAUGCUGGGAGUAUUCAGAAGGCGAUAGAUGAGUUAAUACGCAGUGGUGGUAUUUUAGCUAGAAGUAGUUUAGAAGGCAGCUCUGAUAGUUCAAGUGCUGACAGUUCACCAGAAGCAGGUCCUUCUGAAAUCAAUAAAACGGAGGAGAAAAAAAGAAAGAAAGAAGAAAAGGAGGCUUUACAAGAUUUUAUGUCUGACCUCCCUGAAGAUGAGGAAGAUUACUUAGAUUUAACAUUGACUGAGGAGGAACAGUUUCUUAAGGAAUAUAAAUCAUUGGUUGAUAGUCUUGGAGAUACAUGAAUGGGUGGUCACAUUCAGAAAAAAAAUAAUUAAAUGAAUGAUCACUGCUUGAUAGACAAAACACUGCUGUGUUAUCUCCCUUUUACAAGGAUGAGGGUUUUAAUGAGGGUCCUUUUUUUUUUUUUUUUUUUUUUAAUUAUUAUGGACUUUUUUUGCUAUUCUUUAUAUUUUUGGCCAAUUUUUCUCUAUUCUUUGUAUUUAAGCAUUCUGGUAUUCUCUUUUCAAAUUUUUACCCAUUUUUCUUGAGUUUUUUUGCACAUAAUUUUCUAAUCUAAAAACUCCAUCUACCCCCUCAUAUAUUAACAAUAAAUUAUUGGACAAUCUACGAAUUAUAAAUUAAUUUACAAAGGUUACAUUAUGUACAUGUUGUGUGUGUACAUGAGGUCUAUUUGACCUGUUAAGACUCCUGUUUCAAUUUUUUAAUCCCAUAAUUAAAUAAAACUCCAUGAGGUGAACCAACACCUGUGUGAAUCAUUUCGAGAGUCCCCUAUAAUUAGAUAGAUCAUAUGAGUAAGUCCGGCUUCUUUGUGUCUCAGGUUCAAUUUUGUGGGUUUACAUAGCGAUAUUUAAACAGGAGAUAUAACGAUUUAUAUGCCCAAUCCAAAUCAAAAGUGACAAUGAAGUGAAACAAAUGCCUCUUGAUCCUACAUUCCUAGCUAAAAACAAACAUGACUGAAACUGUAAAUACAUUUGGACAUUUGACAAUGAUUAAAGAGACAGAUCAAGUAAAAGGCAACAUACCUGCCAAGUUUUCAAAAUGCCCAUGCCGGUUUUUACGUGCAAGAUGGCUGCCAUACUCCUAAAAAACCUUCAAGGGGGCCUUCAAAUACAGUUUAAUGUUGUUUUUUAAAGCAAUUGCUUUCAUGCCGUCGCGUAUGGCCAUCUUUGUGACCCAGAUCAGAGACUCCGCCCAGAUCAAGCCAUAGUAUUUUGUUAAACAGGCUCCUGGUCUGUCAUUCUUAAACACCUAUGUAUGUUUUCUAAUGCAAUACAUAGCUUGAAACUUUUGAAAAACGUUAGUGGGUUUAAGAGGUUUCAGCAUACGUUCUUGUAGAUGUAUUUUUGUAUUUAGGGGGACAACCGUUUGACUAUCAAAAAACAUAGACGUCCGAGUGAAAAAAUGCAUUUUUAUACGACCGCAAAUUUUGAAAAAAUUUUCGUCGUAUAUUGCUAUCAUGUUGGCGUCGUCGUCGUCGUCGUCGUCGUCGUCCGAAUACUUUUAGUUUUCGCACUCUAACUUUAGUAAAAGUGAAUAGAAAUCUAUGAAAUUUUAACACAAGGUUUAUGACCAUAAAAGGAAGGCUGGUAUUGAUUUUGGGAGUUUUGGUCCCAAUAUUUUAGGAAUUAGGGGCCAAAAAGGGCCCAAAUAAGCAUUUUCUUGGUUUUCGCACUAUAACUUUAGUUUAAGUUAAUAGAAAUCUAUGAAAUUUUGACACAAGGUUUAUGACCACAAAAGAAAGGUUGGGAUUGAUUUUGGGAGUUUUGGUUUCAACAGUUUAGGAAUUAGGGGCCAAAAAGGGGCCCAAAUAAGCAUUAUUCUUGGUUUUCGCACAAUAACUUUAGUUAAAGUAAAUAGAAAUCAAUGAAAUUUAAACACAAUGUUUAUGACCACAAAAGGAAGGUUGGUAUUGAUUUUGGGAGUUUCGGUCCCAACAGUUUAGGAAUUAGGGGCCAAAAAGGGACCCAAAUAAGCAUUUUUCUUGGUUUUCGCACCAUAGCGUUAGUAUAAGUGAAUAGAAAUCUAUGAAAUUUAAACACAAGGUUUAUGACUAUAAAAGGAAGGUUAGUAUUGAUUUUGGGAGUUUUGGUCCCAACAGUUAAGGAAAAAGGGGCCCAAAGGGUCCAAAAUUAAACUUUGUUUGAUUUCAUCAAAAUUGAAUAAUUGGGGUUCUUUAAUAUGCCGAAUCUAACUGUGUAUGUAGAUUCUUAAUUUUUGGUCCCGUUUUCAAAUUGGUCUACAUUAAGGUCCAAAGGGUCCAAAAUUAAACUUAGUUUGAUUUUAACAAAAAUUAAAACCUUGGGGUUCUAUGAUAUGCUGAAUCUAAAAAUGUACUUAGAUUUUUGAUUAUUGGCCCAGUUUUCAAGUUGGCCCAAAUCGAGGUCCAAAAUUAAACAUUGUUUGAUUUCAUCAAAAAUUGAAUAAUUGGGGUUCUUUGAUAUGCCAAAUCUAACUGUGUAUGUAGAUUAUUAAUUUUUGGUCCAGUUUUAAAAUUGGUCUAAAUUAAAGUGCAAAGGGUCCAAAAUUAAUCUAAGUUUGAUUUUAACAAAAAUCAAAUUCUUGGGCCUCUUUGAUAUGCUGAAUCUAAACAUGUACUUAGAUUUUUGAUUAUGGACUCAGUUUUCAA
Mytilus trossulus (common blue mussel) is the source of this 4397-nucleotide messenger RNA. Its product is annotated as NEDD8 ultimate buster 1-like. Gene Ontology annotation, molecular function: protein binding. The transcript has 17 exons. Gene Ontology annotation, biological process: regulation of ubiquitin-dependent protein catabolic process. Lineage: Eukaryota; Metazoa; Mollusca; Bivalvia; Mytilida; Mytilidae. Bases 196 to 2052 code for a protein of 618 amino acids. The record is from RefSeq and is a predicted model, not a curated record.